This is a messenger RNA of Culicoides brevitarsis, 1914 nucleotides long. It is a transcript of the gene Fip1, whose product is annotated as pre-mRNA 3'-end-processing factor FIP1. Lineage: Eukaryota; Metazoa; Arthropoda; Insecta; Diptera; Ceratopogonidae. The coding region runs from base 98 to 1822 and encodes 574 amino acids. Gene Ontology annotation, cellular component: mRNA cleavage and polyadenylation specificity factor complex. The record is from RefSeq and is a predicted model, not a curated record. The transcript is spliced from 2 exons.
AAACAUCGAAUUGCAAAAAAAAGUUGAAUUUUUCUCAAACUUUGUGGAUUUUUGUUGAAAUUUCGACAAAAAACUUGCGCAAAAAGCGACAAGUCAAAUGGCGACCAUGGAAGAUGAGAACGACGAGAGUUGGUUGUACGGAAAUUCGGAGGGAAAAGACACUGCGAGUGAACAACCGCCCGGCACGGAAGAUGAUGCGGUGACAAAAGUUGAUGGCGAGGAAAAUGCAAAAAACAAUUCGGUAGCUCCCGUCGUCGAAACGGAGGAUGGCGAUGCGAAAGAUGAUGAACCCGAAGAAGUUGCAAAUGACGAAGAAGUGCAUUUCCAGCCCGCGAACGAAAUGGAAGACGAAACGAUGGAAGAAGCGUUUCACGAAGACGAUGGCGAAGAAAAAUCUUCGAAAAACCAAAAGUCCGAAGAUGAAGAUUCCGAUAGCGAUGAAGAUGACGAUAUCAAUGUCGUAAUUGGCGAUAUCAAAUCGGGUCCGACGUACAAUAUCAAGCAUCGUGGGCAGAUAAAUUCGGGCGCUCCAAAUGCCGCAGGCGCAAAACAACCCGCUGGAAAGUUCAAUAUCGAAGAAUUCGAGUCAGUUGGCACAAUUGCCGGGGUUGCAGCUCACGAAUUUUCCAUCGAUUCGCUCGAAGAUAAGCCAUGGCGAAAACCGGGAGCUGAUAUUACGGAUUAUUUCAAUUAUGGCUUCAACGAGGAUACAUGGCGAUCGUAUUGCGAGCGACAAAAGAGAUUUAGAGUUGCGGAAAGCGGCGUUGGAUUGGCAAGUUUGUCGCAACAUGUCACACAACCUGUCCCGAAUGCAAAUGGACCAUCGACUGGGCAAGGAAUGGGAGGAGGAUUCAUGUCGCGACGCUUUGGAGCACCGAGAUUUCGUCAUCCGGGACAUAUUGGGGUCAUUGGAGGCGAAAAUCAUCAAAAUAAUCGCGAUAAUAUGGAUCACAUGGGAAAUAGGGGCGAUGGCGAUAUGAGUCCCAUGAAGAAUCAGCAUCCGAAAGAGAAUGUAAUUCAAGUUAUGACAGCAGAUCGACGCGAAUACAGUCGAAUGAAUCGCGGUUUUGGCAUGGAUGAUCAACCUCCGAUGAAUGAACAGCCAUUUUAUGAGGAGAAUCAGUUCAAUUACAUGAAUCAGUAUGAACCGACGCAAGAUUCGCAAGCAUGGAUGGGCGGCGGAAACUCCGCAUGGGGUCCCAGUGGCAUCAAAGAACUCACGCCAGGCCCGAAUCUCAUGCAACAACAACAAAAUAUGGGUCCGCCGGGGCAUCAUGGACCUCCGGGACACAUGGGAAUGCCUCCGGGAAUGAAUAUGGGCCCAAAUAUGGGCGGAAAUCAUCCAAAUAUGGGAGGCAUGAACAUUCCAUCGCACAUGAAUGCGCCGCCAAACCAAAAUCGAUACGAUAAUCGACGAGGCGAUAUGGGAAGAGGUCCUCCCAUGGAUCGUAAUGAUAGAAUGCAACGGAGACGAAGCAGAUCGCCGAGAUCACGAUCUCGAGAUCGAAUGCGACGUCCUCGUUCACGUAGCUUUGAUCGCGGAGGCGGAAAUAUGAAUGUAGCUGGAGGAAGUUCGAAGAGAAUGCGUUCUCGUUCGCGUGAAAGAUCAAAAAGACCGAGAUCCAGAUCGCGUGAACGAUCGAAGAGACCGAGAAGUCGAAGCAGGGAUCGCACAAAACGCUCAAAGUCGAAGGAUAAAGAUCGCAAGAGAUCGAAGAGUAAGGAUAAAGAUCGCAAAAAAGACUCGAAAGAUUCGAAGGACAAGGAAAAGAAAGACAAAAAAUCGCAUAAGAAGGACAAACCCGAAAAGGAAGCAGAAUAAUAGUAAAAUUGUACUCUCAGGUCAUUUGAUAAGAAAUUCGAUUUUUUGUUAUGUAUCGAAAACAAGAAAAAAAUAUAUGAAAAAAAAAACGU